Messenger RNA from Pseudomyrmex gracilis, 3853 nucleotides. RefSeq names its product protein pangolin, isoforms A/H/I/S. The transcript is spliced from 12 exons. Bases 581 to 2335 code for a protein of 584 amino acids. The record is from RefSeq and is a predicted model, not a curated record. Gene Ontology annotation, molecular function: DNA-binding transcription factor activity, RNA polymerase II-specific; RNA polymerase II cis-regulatory region sequence-specific DNA binding. NCBI's taxonomy places the organism in Eukaryota, Metazoa, Arthropoda, Insecta, Hymenoptera, Formicidae. Gene Ontology annotation, biological process: regulation of transcription by RNA polymerase II; canonical Wnt signaling pathway. Gene Ontology annotation, cellular component: beta-catenin-TCF complex.
CUGACUUGAAGUGCGCCGCGCCGCGCCGCGGUUUGUCAUCCGACUUUGCGUCGUGCUUUUGUUUGGUUCGAUGCGAUACAAUGACAAGUAGCGAGACCGUAUACCGUCGAUAGUGGAACGUUCGUUCUCGAAUUUGAAUCGUGUGUUGAGUGGUGCGUGGCCUAACCUAGUUAAUGUCGUCAAUGAUGAGAUCGGCGAACGACGGUCUACGACGUUGGUGACAGUGACAGUGAACGGUUUUUUUUGGUGUUAACGAAAGUGCUUCCCCGAUCGCGUGGUCGUAUGCAGUGAAGUUUGCAUGAAUCGCGGUUAGUGCGCGCUCAGUGAUAGAGCCACUUAGAGAUUGAAUGUGAGACCCGUCUUUGCACAAUCGGUUCUUAAAAAGUGGAAACGAACAUCGCGCCACAUCGGCCGUUCGCAGCGCGCCGCCGUCGGGACAAAUAACGUUCGAUUUCGUUUCUUCUCUUCGUCGUAAACGAUAUUCGCAACCGACAAGAGACGCAUAUCUCGUCCAGCAGAGUGAACUGAAGACUACGAGAGAAAACAGAGGACGGCGGUCGUCGCUUGCGUGCUCGCAAUAAUGCCACACGUGAGCAGCAGCGGCGGCGGCGACGAUCUCGGCAGCGAAGACGAGGUCAAGGUCUUCAAAGAUGAGGGCGAGGAGGAGAAGAGAUCCUCAGAGAACCUCACCGAGGACAAGAGUGAUCUCAUCGAUCUCACGGAAUCUGAGGAAAAGGGCUCGCUCGCCGGUGGGAGCUAUGCGACGACGGGAAAGACGUCGGCUAGGUCUGACCUCAGUCCUGUUUUCGGAAAGGUGGAUCCAACGCCACACACCUCCUCUUUCAACAUGGGCUACCUUGUCUCGCCAUAUCCAUACCCUAAUGGAGCCGGAGGACCCAUCCCCGUUUCUAUGGCGAGUAAGAUGGGUCUGGCGGGAACACAUCCGAGUGGAUUGCCAUUCUUUUGCCCGAACGGAGAUCAUCUGACGCAACCACCGCCCGCCCAUAUGGGCAUACCUCCUUACGGGGCGCUGGAUGCGGGCAAAGCGGCGGCCGCAGCCGGUCUCACGAGAGCACCAAUGUACCCUUUUUCAACAGGCCAGUAUCCAUAUCCCAUGCUUAGUCCGGAAAUGACGCAAGUCGCCGCUUCCUGGCACACACCGAGCAUGUAUCCCAUCUCGCCGGCGAACGCUAGCUUUCGAAGUCCAUAUCCCGCGAGUUUACCCAUCUCGAGUUCCAGUUUAUCAAGCGAUCUUUACCGAUUUUCGCCGACCGGCCUUAUGCCCCCGCAUCCCGGCCUGAGUCCGCACGCACACGCAUUGGCGUCGCACGCGUUGGUGUCGUCGGCACCGAAGACAGAUCACUCCACGCUGGAUCACAAUCACAGGUCUACGAUAGAACAGAAGAACUCUACGUCGUUACCUACGGACAAUGCAAAAGCCCAAGACACGGGUCAACAAAACAAUCAAGAUAAAAAGAAACCCCAUAUAAAAAAACCUUUGAACGCCUUUAUGCUGUAUAUGAAGGAGAUGAGGGCAAAGGUCGUGGCAGAGUGUACUUUAAAAGAAAGCGCAGCAAUCAACCAAAUAUUGGGGAGAAGAUGGCACUCGCUAAGCCGGGAGGAGCAGGCGCGGUAUUAUGAGGCAGCCAGGCAGGAACGCACUCUGCAUCAGCAACGAUACCCUGGCUGGAGUGCUAGGGAUAACUACGGCUAUGGCAGCAAGAAGAAGAAGAGGAAGAAAGAACGCUCCGCAGAUCCCACCGGAGGUAAUAACAUGAAAAAAUGCCGCGCCAGGUAUGGAUUAGAGCAGCAAAACCAGUGGUGCAAACCCUGCAGACGUAAGAAGAAAUGUAUCAGAUACAUGGGGGAGGGAGGAGACGGCGACGGCGAAGCCGACGGUGAACCCGAGGAUGACCACUCGGAUCCACUAGGCAGCGUGGGUGAGGCAGGUACUCCCGAGGAAGACGAAUCCCUGAGUAGUCCCGGUGGUCUGUCCGCGUUGUCUAGUCUGGCAAGCCCUUCGUUGGUCCUACCAUCGCCUUCGAGCCUGGCUAGUCCGUGUCCGUGUCCAUUGACGCCUCCGGUGCCACCUCCGCCUUUGCCAAACGUUAGCCAGCUGCCGCACAAUCAGCAGCCGGUCACGACGACGAUAACGACGGCGGCGGCGGCGGCAACGACGACGCAACAGCAACCAACCCCACCGCCUCACCGCAACCCCGUCGGCACGAAUCCUCAUGACAUCAACAAUCCGCUCAGCGUGAACCAAUUGACUGGACAGUGUAUAAAGAGCGAGCCUGCACCAGGCCCUUCCAAUCCGGCGAUCAGUGUUACGUAGCCCCGGCCGGACUCACGUGACUGGACAAUUAUUGCUCGUGGUGUCGUCUACGUGGGGUCCAUUUACGUAUGCACGCGACAAGGAGGCUGGAUGAGAAAUCACUUGUUACAAGGACGAAAACAAACAGAUCGAGAUUACUAUCUGGAAAAAUAUCGCUUUUGUCGAACUUUGUGUCUCAUGGUUUCAGUUCGAUUCGAGAGAUACCAGGUAGGGGAUUCGAAAAGAAGGUAUUGUACUUUCAAACCAUCUGAGAAUAGUGCGAUGGUCUUCUUGACGGUUUGACUCGGGUUAUUUGUCACGAUGAAGGUUCAAUGGUGGAGAAUUUAAACGGUAUUAUUAACAAAAGUCAGGUUCGAAGAAGAAUCAUCGAUCGCCGCAUUGCCGUCAUUUGUGAAUACGACGUCGCCUUCGAUCGUUCUCUCCUGACACUGCGUCUAGCCUCGCUUUGUCCGAAGCAGAGAGUGUUUAAAGAUCGGAAGUAACAAUCGAAGUAGACGUUAGUACACACGUGGUAACGAACAGACAGAAACAAAAACAGUACGAUACGGAAAAUAUACUCAGGACCAAGUGUCUGGCUGUAGUCACUCGCUCAGCAGGAGGAAAAAUGUAAGCGAGAUACAAGCAAAAACUUGCGUAUGCUUACAUAAGUGCAUAUGAAAUAGGAAUAGGUAGAGGAAGUGUGCAUAUCCGAUAAUGAUGUGACAGCAAGCUCGUUGUGGGUGCGCGUGACGCAGCUUGUAGUCCUUGUUACGUUGUGAUGCCAAUGACUGAGAAGGUCAUGUUCCUGUGCCAGAUACUAUAUUCUAGAAAAGUAAUUUUAUCGCGGACGCAAGUAAACUAGGGAGCGUAAUGUUGAAGGAGAGCCACAAAACAAAAACAAACAAAAAAAAAAAAACAGAACAAAACGGAAGCCGGGUGCGCGCGCGAUGCGUCUUUUUGUCACGAGUUUAUUCGAUUUUAUCUCGUGUAGGUAUCAAAGUAUCACCUAUCUCUUCUGUACGUAAUUUGUUAUUUUUUUAAAAGUCUAUACACAGUGCGAUUAAUUAGCGUGUAAGAACUUUUAUUCUAUUGAGUCCUUGUUCACUCUAUACUCACGUAGUUUUUUCUUUUCUUCUUUUUUUUUAUAUAUAUAUAUAUAUAUACAUUUCUGGUAGGAUCAUUAUAUGCGUAUUGAAUUUCUGAACUCUAUGAUAAAAUAUAUGAUCGACUUGUAGAUCGUUCGAAAAUCGUCAUUCCUCGAUUCUCGUGAAUCGAAGGACAAUUGUGGCCGUCAAAUCACAAAUUCGCUCUUUCGACAGAACGAAGACAAUAAGUGCGAUAAGGUAAAAUAACCACAGUCAAGAUAAUUAUUUCAGUAAUAAAUCGCUUCUCGCAAAUCAGUAGUAGAUUUCUUGUAUUUAUUUGACUUUAUUUGUUUUGUUGUCGGAAAACGAACAAUUCUUAACAAGACAAAUUAAAUCAAGAAAUUUAAAAAAUUCUAAACUAAGAAAUAAUUACGGUCAUCCGAGCCGAUCGCAG